AUGGGGGCCACGCGUGCGGACUUCGAAGCCUCAGUCGCCAUCCAUCCAACCAUCGCUGAGGAGUUCGUGACCUUCGGGGGGUGGGGCCAAGAGAAGAACGGAGACCAGGUUCGUGCACAGCUGCCACCGUACUUAAAGCCCAAGCCUGUGCUCUCUGAUUUCGCCACAGGGGCAGCUUUGGGCGCAGCCGCUGCAGGAGCGAUUGCUGCUGCAGUGGUGGCAAUGGUCCUGGCCCGCUCCAGCAGACAAUGA
Symbiodinium sp. CCMP2592 is the source of this 252-nucleotide messenger RNA. The record is from the annotation of a GenBank genome assembly. Lineage: Eukaryota; Dinophyceae; Suessiales; Symbiodiniaceae.